Messenger RNA from Lutzomyia longipalpis, 4184 nucleotides. RefSeq names its product WSCD family member AAEL009094. Bases 731 to 1735 code for a protein of 334 amino acids. The record is from RefSeq and is a predicted model, not a curated record. The transcript is spliced from 7 exons. Lineage: Eukaryota; Metazoa; Arthropoda; Insecta; Diptera; Psychodidae. Gene Ontology annotation, molecular function: sulfotransferase activity.
CUUCAUCGCCAUCCGAGAGAAAACUCCCCCCGUUCCACACAUACAGAGGGCAAACGUGAAAAGUCUCACAGUUCUUCCACAGCAGCCCCACGACCAAGUGAGUGUGCAUCCGUGCCCACUCAUCCUCCCCCUCAAAAGAAAAAAAAAUCACCCCAAUCUCCCCGCGCGUAAAGGGAGGUGUCUCAUGGGUCAGGGAAUUCCUGCGAAAAGUAUUUUGGUGCUCCCAUUGUACCCCAAAGUGGAUGAAUUUGGUGGCUAAAGUGCAAAAAGGAAUUUUUGGGGCGUAACUCUCGGCACCUGCCGUAGGCCAAAACGUCGCUUUUCCCACCCCCCCGAAAGCCUUCCACGCGCCCCCUUCUGAAAUGUGCCACAAGUCUCUCUUUGUGGUCAAAAGUAUCAAAUUUCUGUGACAAAACCACCCAAAAGAUCUUCACAAAAGGGCCAGGCUCUCCUUAAAGUGUUGCGCAAAAAUGUGAUAGGAUCAGCUUAACCAGCAGAAGAAGCUUUUUCCAAAAAUUCAAUAAAAAAAUCCCACAAGUUUUAAAAAUAAAUAAAAAAGAAGAAAAUUUCUACAAAGAGAAAAUGCGUGAAAAUUGGUGGAAAAUGGAUCAAUGGCUGCUGUUUCCAAGGCAAAUAAUCGUGAGGUGAAGCACCUCGAAUCCAUAAUCCUGCACCAAUGAUUCCACUGACUACGUUGGCAGUAUUGGGUGAAUGGUGAGGAUGCCUGGCUAUGGCCCUGAGAGGCUGGCGAUUAUUUGGUGUUGUGGGAACAAUUGUAGCGUACGUCGUUGGUAUCCUCCUGCUCUCGAUCCUCAGUAUUCAGAAUCACAAUCCCCAGCGAUACUCUUCAUCCCGUCUCAGCGAGAGACUCAGCACACCACAUGGAAAGGAAGUCAGUACGGUGGGACGUCGUCAACCGAUACGUUGGUGUCGUGAGCUGAGGUACAUCGAUGGGAGUCUUCCACCACCCAUUGCACGACCACCGAGAAUACUUCACACCCUCCCAGGACAUCGUCCCUUUGUGCUGACCACAAAAGCGCCAGAGCCAACAGUUAGUGCACAAACAUUCGAUAAACACCUUUCGGGAAAAGUUGUGGCUCUGGCUUCAUUCCCUGGUAGUGGCAAUACUUGGCUCCGAUAUCUUCUUCAGCAGGCAACAGGAAUUCUCACUGGGAGCGUCUACAAAGAUUACGGUCUAAUGAAAUCAGGUUUUCCGGCGGAGAAUGUAAAGAAUUCUUCUGUGCUUGUUGUUAAAACCCACGAACGUGGACCCAAAGUAUGGAGUUACUUCAAUCGAGCCAUUCUCCUUGUUCGUGAUCCACUAAAGGCCAUCCUUGCGGAAUUCAAUCGUCAGAGCGGUGGUCACGUAGGGUUCGCCUCUCCAGAUCGUUACAAGCGAACCAAAGGAAAAUACUGGGAACAAUUUGUCCGUAAGCAAUUGAUGGCCUGGGAGUUGAUGAAUGUUGGUUGGGCAAAAAAUUUUACUGGCCCAAUCAAGAUUAUCUUCUACGAUAAGCUGGUGGAUGAUGUCGAAGGGACCCUUCGGGAUGUUCUUCAUUUUCUCAAAUGGCCAAUUGAUGAGAACUUAUUCUCAUGCGCAAUGUCACGCAAAGAAGGAAUUUACCAACGAAAGAAGCGCCUAAUGUCCUUUGAUCCCUUCACAAUGGAAAUGAAGCAACAACUUGAGGAGAAACGUUUGGAAAUUUUUGCAAUUCUCGGACGCAACGAGACUUGAUUGUGAAUUUAUACUCUCACUAAAAGGAUGCUAAAAGAAUCUAGAUUAUUAUUUACUCCAAAAAUAUGUAAGUAUAAUACUGAUCCUAUAUUGCAAAAAAAAAAACUAAAUGUGACGCUAAUAGGAUAAAAGUAAAAGAAUAAAAGAAAAUCAAAUGUCUAUCGAGGUAUUCAGAACUGAGCAAGGAUAUUUUAGACAACUAAGGAAUAUUUUAAUUAGUAUCAUUGUAUUAAAUAUUAUACAUUAGUGUUUUAAGCCGUUCUCUCUUGAGUUUUAUAUUAAGUCAGGGAGAAAGAGAUGGAGGAAAAUGAAGCACUAGCAGCUAAGGAACAAGGGGAUUGUAUUUGUUAAAAAUAAAAAAAAAACGAGGUGUAGUUGUAGGGCCUAAAAACACAUGACAUUUUACGAUGAAGAGACAUCGAUGUCUUGCACUUAAAAAUUUUAAUAAAUGAUGUAAUAUUUAGAGGGACUUGUGUAGAGGAAAAAAAGUAUUUAAAGAACCAUUUUACAACACAACAAAAAAAAAUUGUAUAGAACAUUAUAUUGUUUUAGGAACUUGCACAUUUGUACUCUGAAAAUUUUCAUGGAUUGUGUAGACUUAAUAUAGAUAUUAUAAUGCACUUAAUUCGUAUGUUUUAGAACCUUACAAAGAAAAUGAUUAAGGACACUAUAUACUUUCAAAGGACAACGCUAUACUUAUUGUUUGGUGUAUUUUAUGUGUGUAAGAAAAUGAACCAGAGAUGAAUAGGUAAGAAUUUAAAAAGAAAAAUAUUUUAUUUCGAAGAAUUUGAAAGUAAAUUUAUCAUAUACAGGGUGUCCAGGAAAUUAGAGCAAGAUUUUAACCGCCAGAAGCUUUUGAUUGGAUUGAGAUAUCUGAAAACAUCUGCCGCCAAAAGAUGCGUAAACUCAAAAAGUUUUAUUUGCUUUUUAUUUUAACCCAACGUCCAACGUGAAACAUGAAAACAUUGAAACAUGCGCUCUUUUAUCGCGAUUUUUAUUCUAUGAAUUUUUUUAGAGGACUUUUCUCACUCGGAACGUCUUCUUUGGCCCUUUAUGUGUGAAUUUGAUGCAUUUGUAACAUGGAAAAACAAUUACAUUCAUAAAUAAUUGAAAAAUUAAAAUGUUUCACGUUUGGGUCAGCGUAUGACCCAAAAAACCUUAAAGAGUUAAGUCGAUUUUUUUUUUAUUAUAGCCGUUGGAAUAAAGAAAGCCGGGGCGUAGCCUAACAUCAAAUCAAGUGUAAAAUAAAUUCUAUUUUCUAUUAAUUAGAAGAACAUUAAAAAUGAAUAAGAAAAGAGACUUUGAAGUCUAAUUUUUUGAAGAUUUAGUACUAAAACACAUUAACGGCUAUUUCAUUUGAAUCAACAUCUAAUUUGACAAUUUAUUUGUGCAAAAUCAAACAUUUGACGUUUUUCGUGUCAAACGAUUGUCACUUCUUUUCUAACGAUUGACAUUUAUUUUCUAAACUUUAAUAUUUAUUGUAUUUGUCGUUCUCUUUCUAUUGACUGAUUUUUUGACUGGCAAUUAAUAUUAUUUAUUAAUAUUUAUUUCUUCCUUUUUGAUAUUUUCAAUAAUUUUAAAUAUUCCUCAAGUGAAAAAUAUUCUCUAUUUUAUUCAUAUAUUUUCAAUGAAAGAUUUCAUUUCUCAUAAAAUGUUGUUAGCGCCUUUAGCGGUCAUUUUUCGAACUUCCAAUACACCAAGGAGUUGAAGAUCUUUUUUUGAAAUAUCUAUAAAAAUUGUUAAAUUCGAAUAAAAAGAACUGAAGAUAUGGUUGAAUUUUUUAAUAAAAAUUCAGUCGGCCUUAUUUGCUAAACGGCUUGACCGAUGAGUCAUCAAUUUUUCUUUUUAGUUUCGAUUUUUCUGAAUAUCUUUGAAAAAUUCAAUAUCUUCUCAUCUCUGGCUCUGUAUAGUUUUUAUUACCUAGAUAACACAGAUAAUAUAGGUAAUAUAAAAAAUAUAUCUACCUAUUUAAUAAAAAAAAUGAUUAUAGUCACAAAAAUUCAUUAAUUAUAUAUCAAACAAAUACGUCAUGCAAAUAAGAUAGCGAUAAAACUGAACUAGAAUGCUUCCACGUUAUUUAUAUACUUAUUUAUAUUUAUAAGAAAAAAAACAAGAAACAAAGUAUUUAAAAAAAACCAAUAAUUUAUCAUUAAUUAAUAUUAAUUAGUUCAGACGGAAAUAAUCUUCCACGAGAUGUUAGAAAAAAGAAUUCUAAGAAAAAAAAAGGAAAAUCUGAUGAGAACGUUGAUUUUUAGAUACAGGGUAGAUUUAUUAAAUUAAUGAGUAUGGGCGACAUAGCUAGGUUUUUUAGCAGGUCACCUUAUUUUAGUCCCCCCCUCCUUUCCCUAUGACCGACCAUCUAUAUUAAUUCCAGGGAAUUCUAUAGACAAAAAAUGUUUUAUUAGAGUGCUUUCAUGUUAAUAAAGCAUGUGGUGCAUUUUAGACACGA